Molecule: messenger RNA, 519 nt
Organism: Amoebophrya sp. A120
Lineage: Eukaryota; Dinophyceae; Syndiniales; Amoebophryaceae
Source: the annotation of a GenBank genome assembly
CGCAGCCUCUCCAAAAUGAAUGCCGGCGUUUCUAGCAUCGUCGCGGGGGAGGCGCUGCUGCGAACCUGCCUGCUGGACAAGGGCACGCAGCGACUGGUCCGGGCGACGUUCGGCGAAAAUACCUCCAUGGACAUGGUGGCGACGACCCUGCUCUCGUGCGGCUGCGCCCACGAGACCGAAAUCUACCCGGCCGACAACAAGCACUACGAGGCGGAGAACCUCUUCGGGCAUGCGCACAUGCUUCAGGGCGACACCAGCGGGGACAUGGUGUGCCCGGAGUAUUCCCACUCGGAGUGGGAAAACUGGUACGACGGAAUGCUGCGCUCCGGGAUGUUGUACCUCACGGGGCAGCAGCAGCAGCUGCUGGGCAACGCCUGCGUGCACGGGCAGCGCUGCCAUUUUUUCAUCAAGAACGGCCGCUGCACAAAAUCCCACACGGAGGCCGACAUGGUGGUCUUGCGGCGCAAGCGGGCGGAACGGCUGGCGCGGGAGGCGGCCGACAAGGAAAAGAAUCCGUGA